UAAAGGAUGCGUGAAGAAAGCGCCUGUGCCCUAUAAAGCAGAUAGAAAGAGACUGAGCUGGUAUAGCUACUGCUAAAAGGAAACCCGCCUUCGAGGCUCGAGUGUCUUGAAAAUCAGCGCCUCGGUAUAUCUCGGGAUCGAGGAAACGUGAGGCUUUUUCUCGGUGCAAAGAACCCGUCCUCCAUUCCGACCGGCUGUCGAAAAAGGACAUUUUCCAAGUUACUAGAGAUUGUGAAACGUACCUUCGUCUGAAAUAUAUUUUGAUAUUGUGUGAGUGAGGAGAUCCAUUAUAUUGUGACAACAUGGAAGUUGAUUCAAAGAAUACCGGUACUGAAGCUGUGAGACUGAAGAAGGAUAUUUCUUUGCUACAUGGAGUUUGCUUGAUAGUUGGAAAUAUGAUUGGAUCUGGCAUUUUUGUUUCUCCCAAAGGAGUUUUGUUAUUCACUGGUUCAUAUGGUAUGUCGUUAAUUAUCUGGGCAGUGGGAGGAAUCUUCUCUGUGAUUGGAGCGCUGUGCUAUGCAGAACUUGGAACGACGAUAAAGAAAUCAGGAGCAAGCUACUCAUACAUUUUGGAGUCCUUUGGAGGUUUUCUGGCAUUCCUGCGUCUCUGGACGUCUCUUCUGAUUGUUGAACCAGCAUGCCAAGCAGUUAUUGCUAUCACUUUUGCCAAUUACCUCAUCCAGCCAUUCUUUCCUUCCUGCGAGCCACCUUACUCCUCCGUGCGAUUGUUGGCUGCCUGCUGUAUAGUACUGCUGACAAUGGUGAACUGUGGCAGAGUGACAUGGGGAGCUUCUCUGCAAGUGAUAUCCACUUUUGCAAAGGUGAUUGCCUUGAUCAUCAUCAUCGUGGCUGGCCUGAUAAAACUGUGUCAAGGAGAAACGGAUAAGUUCCAAAAUUCCUUUGAGGGCUCCAAGCUAAAUGGUGGAGAUAUGGCUCUUGCUCUGUACUCAGCAUUAUAUUCCUACUCCGGUUGGGACACGCUGAACUUUGUGACUGAGGAGAUAGAUAACCCUGAAAGAAACCUGCCUUUAGCUAUUGCUAUUUCAAUGCCUCUUGUAACAGUUAUCUACCUUCUGACAAACGUGGCUUACUACACAGUCCUGGACAUUCCCACCAUCCUCCACAGUGAUGCUGUGGCUGUGACUUUUGCAGAGGUUGUUUUGGGUUACGUGAAAUGGCUCAUACCAUUGUCUGUGGCAAUAUCCUGUUACGGUGGCCUGAACUCUUCAAUCAUUGCAGCGUCCCGGCUUUACUUUGUUGCUUCAAGGGAAGGUCACCUACCAAAUUUUCUGUGCAUGAUCCAUGUUUUUAGAUGCACCCCGAUCCCAGCCUUGUGCUUUAAUGGAGGGAUGGCUUUAAUCUAUCUCUGCAUUGAAGAUAUUUACACGCUCAUCAAUUACUUCAGCUUUAACUACUGGCUCUUCAUUGGCCUCUCUGUUGCCAGCCAGAUAUACCUGAGAUGGAAGUUCCCAGAUCUACCAAGACCAGUGAAGCUCAGCUUGAUUUUCCCGAUUAUCUACUGCAUGUGCAGCUUGUUUCUGGUGGUGACUCCUCUCUUCAGCGACACCAUAAACUCCCUGGUUGGAAUUGCAGUCGCACUCUCUGGAGCUCCAGUCUACUUCUUUUGUGUUUAUCUCCCACCUGAAAAGCAACCCAAGUGCUUAGAAAAGCUGUUACGUAUCAUUUCUUUGUACGCGCAGAAGUUGGCUCUGUGCUGUCUAACAGAAAAUGAGUUUGAAGAGAAAGAUGUUUAACAAGAAACAACCAAAGAACUGUCCAGAACUGUGGCACCAGAAGUUGUUUACACAAAUGCCAAUCUUUCACACUAUUAAAACUUUGAAUCCUGCCUUCUUGAUUAUCAAAAUGCUGGAGUCUCCUCUAUUUUCAAAGGAUUGAAUAUUUCUCUUUUAGAAAAACAGUGUUAAUUUUAAAAAGAUGCAUUAUUUUCCUGCUUCCUUUUAAAAAUAAUAGUUUUGUUGCAAAUGUUGGUGCUUGUGUUUGUCAAUGCCCACUUUCAUUCUGUGAUGGAGAGUGUUAAUUUAGGUAACUUUCUGCUCUCUUUUGAGCCAUUGUGACAUGUCGCAGGAGAUGUUUUUAAUUUAUUAACUUCCUGUGAUGUGGAUGUUGUCAGCAUGUAUUGCUCAAAGUCUUACUGCCAGUGAGAAGGUGGUGAUGACCCCCCCCCCCCCACCCCCUUCUGGUGAAAGUACUCCCACAAGGCUGUUGGGGAGCAAGUUCCAGAUUUAGACCCAGAAGUGAUAAAGGACCAGCGCUAUAUUUCCAAGUUCACCUCCAAGGUAGAUGUUCAUCCACCUUGCCAAUUGUCAUGUAUAGAUUCCAUGGAGGACAACAUGAUCUGUUGUCAUAAGCUCUGGUAUAACCGCUCCUGCACUUUUUAACAUUGCACUCCUUGUCUAACAUUGAGCUCCUUCAGUUUAUUUUGUAGCAACUCCCUUAAGUACUAUCAUUACUAAUUCAAGAAUCCCUUAGAAAUUCACUUAUUUUUUUACAGAAAGGCAAACUCAUGGCAAGCAGUUUUCCUUGUUCAAGAUGCAUGAUUUUUCCCAUGAAGAAAUUAAGCCUGGAGUGAAUCUUUCCAGGUGCUGACACUGCAUCAAUCCCCACCACAACCUCCUGAAACCUUUGUUGUGUAAUUGCCUCUGUUAGAAGUGCCAGAGCAGAUAAUUUAUGAAAUAGCAGAAAAAUUUGGUCAGUCAACAUUCAAUCAAUCAAAUUCCAGAGAACUAGAAGUCCAUAACUAUGAUGUGUUUAAUGCAUUCCAAUUAAAUGUGCAAUUCUGUUUUGUUAAUAAUUGAAGAAACAAUAGAAAAAUCUGUGGAAAAAAUAGAAAAAGAUUUUAAGGUUAAAAUUUGUAAGCAAAAUUAAAUGUUUUAAAAUUCUGCCACAUACAAGGGUUUGAUCCUGUUUUUACCUUUAACAUGUACAUGUAGACUUGCCAGCAGGAUUCACUGGAGCUAAUGAGAUAAGGAAGGUUUGUUGCCUUUUUCUUGGUUGUGUAGACUGACAAUGGUUGGUUAAUUUUACAGUUAAUUAUGCACAGUUACUGGGGUUAAAUUGAAGAACAUAAAUAUGUGUAGAACCAUCAUCCUUCACUAACUGGAAUCUGUUGUUAUUAUCUGGCUUUAGUUGGGGAAAGAUUACAUUAGUUUGUUUGAUUGAACUUUCUUUCACCCAUUCUUUAAAUAGAGUGCUUUCUAAGUAAAUCAUGUCUAUUAGCAGUACUGUUGCUAUUUUCUGUGAGUCUGAACUCCUUUCCUGACACAGCCAUGUUUCUUCAAUAGAGGGACUUUUUUUCAGCUCUGUUCCAGUGACAAUCAGCACGACAAGGGCCUGCUGAUGUUGUACUAUGACGAUACCUAUUUAUUGUCACAUCAUAACAAAAUAUACAAAUACUAUUUGUCACAUCCAACUUUGCAUAUGAUGUUCAGAUGUCCUUUGCAAACAAAGCCCAAGUAGCAAUGGACUACUUCAGCCUAGUUUAGUGAGCCUUGACUCUUGAACCUCAGAUUUAUUGACUCAUAAACAAGAUGAGCAAUUACAUAAUUCCUUGAGGACGUUGUUGCUAUGUUUCUCUAAGCUGUUCACAGAUUUGUGCAUCUGCUAUGAUGUUCAUGCCGCAGAUAUUCAGCCUGCUAUUCAGUAUGAAUUCUUACUCCUGGAGAGUUAUGCCAAGAAGUCUUUGGACCAGGCAGGCUGUCACAUUGCAAAUGCGCAGCUGACGUACAGUGGAGAAAUAACUAUCAUCUAUUUUGUUAUUGAGGUAUUGCUGUGAUACACUACCUGUUUCCCCCCGCCCCCUUCCCCAGUCACUCCACUACUCUCUACACUACCUCUAAUUCCCGUAGAAGUAGUGAUGUUGGAAGAUGGCAUUGGUGGUUGUCCCGUUGAUGCCACCUCGGUUAAAUCAAGAUUUUGGUUUCACAGAGCAACUUUCAUGAUACUUGUCUCACUGUAAGUUCAAUUAAACCACAAGGUCUUUGAAGAUGGUUUGAUUCACCUGCCCUAUCAACAGCAGUAAGGUAGGGAAGACCGGGAGUAUUAAGUCUGAUUUCAUUGGCUUCUGGUCAAUUAGGAUAUCUCUCAGCUGAUGACAAGCUGCACACAUACUAACAUAUGUUUGGGGGAUUGAGUGUAACUGGUGUUUACAAUAUACAGCAGGGAUUCCUAACUUGGUUGUAGGUAACUUUGCAUGGUCUCUCUUGUAUUCUACUUUAUCCAAAAUCUAAUGCGUAAAUCAUUUGCAGUUUAUAAGGUUCAAACACUGGUUGGAAACUUAUUGCCUGUAAUUGUCUUAUUGUUUGUUAUAAAGUUGUAUUUUUUGUAAAGUCUUACCAGUUUAUGGAUGAUUAUAAAAUGUUUUUGAUGA
Molecule: messenger RNA, 4387 nt
Organism: Hypanus sabinus (Atlantic stingray)
Lineage: Eukaryota; Metazoa; Chordata; Chondrichthyes; Myliobatiformes; Dasyatidae
Product: Y+L amino acid transporter 2-like
Exons: 11
Coding region: 303-1754 (483 amino acids)
Biological process (GO): amino acid transmembrane transport
Cellular component (GO): membrane
Molecular function (GO): basic amino acid transmembrane transporter activity; L-amino acid transmembrane transporter activity
Source: RefSeq, a predicted model, not a curated record